UUAUUUUUCUAAAAAUGAAGCUAUCUAAAACGAAAGGAAUAAACUUACAGUUAUACCAUCAAAGAUGUGAAUGGCAGCAAAAACUCCACAGUUUGAGAAUUGUCAAAGGCGUGAACAUGAAAGAGAUCUCCUGAACAAAGAAAUUGUCAGACUAAAAUUGAUAGUAGAAAGAAUGAAAAUGAACAAUGAGGAGAUAGACAAGAAACACUUGCGGGACUUGGAAAUCAUCAAAGACGAGACUGAUGAUCUUCAAAAUGCUGUAAAGCUCAGUGAAGAAAGGUUAAUGAAAGUAACAGCCCAGUAUAGUGGCCAGCUCAACAUACUACGAGAGGAGAAUAAAGUGCUACAAGCCAAACUGAAGGAAGCGAAAGAAAACCAGGAAAAACUAGAAGCAGAACUUGAAUCCCACCGUCUCAGACUGGCAGAUGCUAACCAUGAGCGUCACCAAAGUCAGGUCUCCCAAAGAAACCUUGCCUUCAUUGUCCAGAGAACAAAAGAAGAAUGGUCUGGUACACUGGAGUAUAUGAACUCUCGUGCUGAAACCCUUUUCCAACAACUUUGUGAUGCAGAAGAGAAAUUCAGUUGCCUGCAAGCUGAGUUUUGUCACAUGAAAGAUGCUCUUCGAGAGAAGACUUUUGCUCUAGAAGGUGCACAGAGAGACCUGAUGGAAGCACAGUUUGAAAAACAGAACAUUCAACUUAAGUAUCAAAGUGAACAAAGAACAGUGAGUAUGUACAUUGUAAAGCAGGAGUCUUUAGAGCAGAGACUGUCCGGACUGCAGUGUAAAACUAUGUCACUUCAACAACAGCUGGAUGAUGUUCACAAGGAUUCUGCAGAUAAAGAGAAGGCAAAACACACCAGAGACAGCCCAUGUGCUGCAGUGGUGAAGGCUCUUGAAGUAGGGCAUGAAAAGUACAGUCUGCUUUUGGAAGAGAAAAACAAGAAGUUGCUUGAUGAAUGCAAUCACUUAAAAGAAAGGCAGUACCAAUAUAAAAAAGAGAAAGUGAAAAGAGAAGCAGUUUUGAGACAACUUCGCCAAGAACUGUGUGAUACCACGCAAAAACUAUCCAGAUCGGAGACGUUACUAGAAACUACAUCACGUUGUCACAUUCAUUUAGAAGAUGAGACCCAACAUUCAAUGAGAAAAAUAAGUCAGAUGACAAACCAA
This is a messenger RNA of Nycticebus coucang (slow loris), 1168 nucleotides long. Its product is annotated as ankyrin repeat domain-containing protein 26-like. Lineage: Eukaryota; Metazoa; Chordata; Mammalia; Primates; Lorisidae. The record is from RefSeq and is a predicted model, not a curated record. The annotation marks the transcript as partial. The transcript is spliced from 3 exons.